Molecule: messenger RNA, 910 nt
Organism: Rhea pennata
Lineage: Eukaryota; Metazoa; Chordata; Aves; Rheiformes; Rheidae
Gene: CPLANE2
Product: ciliogenesis and planar polarity effector complex subunit 2
Exons: 6
Coding region: 120-890 (256 amino acids)
Molecular function (GO): GTPase activity; GTP binding
Source: RefSeq, a predicted model, not a curated record
AGGCCACGCCCCCUCGCGUGACGACGCCCGGAGCUGAGGCGGAAGUGGCCGCCGGGGGGCACCCCCCACCCCAUUUUGGGGUGCAACCCCCCCCGGGGCUCCCCGAAUCUCCCGCAGCCAUGGACGUGGCUCCGGGCUCCGUGGUGGAGCCGGGCUGGCUGCUGUCACCCGAGGGCCGCCGGCACCGCGACGCCAUCCUGCGCAAGGACCGCCGGAGAGCCUUCGGCCUGCUGGAGCGCCCGGCGCUGCUGCCGCCGCCGGCCGCCUACAAGCUCUUCGUCUCCGGCAAGAGCGGCGUGGGCAAGACGGCGCUGGUGGCCGCGCUGGCCGGCGCCGACGUGCCGCCCGCGCACCGCGAGACCCUGGGCAUCCAGGCCACCUCCGUGUACUGGCCGGCGAAGCUGCGCGACUCCGACUGCCCCGUCCUGUUCCGGCUCGAUUUUUGGGAUUGCGGUGAAGCAUCGCUGAGAAAAUUUGACCAUAUUCUCCCGGCUUGCAAGGAGGAGGCCGACGGCAUCCUCUUCCUCUUCUCCUUCACCGACCGCUCCUCCUUCGAGGACCUGCCGGCCCAGAUGGCCCGAGUGACGCGGCCGGAGGAAAACCUGCUCCGCGUGGUCGUCGGCACCAAGUUCGACCAGGCGGCGCGGGCGGACGUGGCGGAGCGGGACGUGGCGGCCUUCGAGCGGGCCUGGCGGCUGCCGGUGCUGCGGGCGCGCAGCGUGCCGCGGCCGCCCGGCGCCGCCGCCGCCGACCUGGCCGAGGUGGCCCCGCUGCUCGACGCUUUGGUCGAGAGGCUCUGGCGGCGCGACCAGGAGGCCGCCGGCCUCUUGCCCGUGCCGUCGGCCUCCGGCAGCCCCUCGCCGCGGCGUCGGGCCUCAUCCGUCCAAUAAACGGCGGCUCCUUUCCUGGC